Molecule: messenger RNA, 687 nt
Organism: Lycium barbarum (goji berry)
Lineage: Eukaryota; Viridiplantae; Streptophyta; Magnoliopsida; Solanales; Solanaceae
Exons: 5
Coding region: 1-687 (228 amino acids)
Source: RefSeq, a predicted model, not a curated record
AUGGCUCCUUAUGAGGCUUUGUUUGGACGGAGAUGUAGAUCCCCUAUAGGAUGGUUUGAUGUUGGGGAAAAUCAGUUAGUUGGCCAAUAUUUGAUACAGCAAGCAGUUAAUAAAGUGAAACGAUGCCCUGCAAGAAAGCUACUGCUGCCCAGAAGGGCAAAAGAGCGACAGAAGAGGCCACUAGCCAUACUCGGCAAGCUAUAUAGAGAGGGGCCGUCUGAGACAUCGCAUACCUCUCCUCUAGAACCUACCCCAGUUCCUCAGUCAGAGUGGGCUAGAGUUCCAGGGUAUAAGGCUCUCAGUACCAACCAGAGUCAGGCCAGGCCACAAGAUGAGAGAUUGCCAGAUGAGGGUUGGUAUAGGUAUGGUUCAGCCUACGAGGUCUAUGGCUGGUUCUUCUUCUACAGUACGCCCUUCAGGGAAAGCUUUCCAGACACCGGCAGUACAAGAGAUCCUUCAAGAGUUUUGCCAGUAGAUGACAUCCAGGUGACCAAGCAGUUAUCAUACAAAGAGGUUCCAGUACCUAUAUUGGACAGACAGGUUCGUCGGUUGCGAACCAAGGAUAUAGUUUUCGUUAAUGUUUUGUUGAGGAAUAAGAAUGUUGAGGAAGUGACUUGGCAAGCGGAAGAAGUAAUGAAGAUUAAGUACCCCACAAUUGUUUCCAGCAGUAUAGGAGGUUCAGUCUGA